UCCUAUCUCUCCACGUCUCUCUCUCUCCCUCUCUCAAAAUAUCUCACAUCCCUUUCCACACAUCUCUCUGUUUCCCCCUGUUCUGUCUCUCUCUCUCUCUCUCUGCAAACCAUGCUUCUCAGAGCUGCUUCUGCUUUCUCUCUCUUGAACACUCAUGGCGACAAUCCGAGCCCCUUUAUGUUCCCUGCUUCGUCUUCUUCGUUGAACUCUGCGGCCUCUGUUCUCGGCGUUUCGCAAUCGAAGAGUCAAAAUGGGUUCGUGGUUUGCGCUGCCAAGGGUUCGAACAAUAGUCCCUUAACCGGAGUCGUUUUCGAUCCCUUCGAAGAGGUGAAGAAGGAGCUUAUGCUUGUCCCUAAUGUCCCUCAAGCCUCUCUCGCUCGCCAGAAGUAUUCCGAUGAGUGUGAAGCCUCAAUCAACGAACAGAUCAAUGUUGAAUACAACGUUUCCUAUGUGUACCAUGCUAUGUUUGCCUACUUCGAUCGAGACAACGUUGCGCUCAAGGGUCUCGCAAAGUUUUUCGAGGAAUCAAGUGAAGAGGAAAGAGACCAUGCUGAGAAGUUCAUGAAGUACCAGAACAAACGCGGUGGCAAAGUGAAGCUACAAUCCAUUCUGAUGCCAUUGUCUGAGUUUGACCAUGCUGAGAAAGGAGACGCACUGUAUGGAAUGGAGCUUGCGUUGUCUUUGGAGAAGUUGACAAAUGAAAAACUUCUGAACUUGCACGCUGUAGCGAUGCGGCACAAUGAUGUGCAGUUGGCUGAUUUUAUUGAAAGUGAAUUUUUAAAUGAGCAGGUGGAAGCCAUUAAGAAGAUCUCAGAAUAUGUUGCACAGCUAAGAAGAGUCGGCAAAGGACAUGGUGUCUGGCAUUUCAAUCAGAUGCUCCUCCACGAGGAAGCUGAAGUUGCAUGAUGGUGAAUCUGGACAUGUUCUCUUUUAUUUGCCAAUUUGGAGCACGGUCUUUUGUGGUUUGGACAGGAAGUUGUGUUGAUGAUAGAUGAAAAGCACGUAUGGGACUAGUUUAGUCAUCUAUAUUAAUAUUUGUUACAACUUUCAAGUGCUUGAGAUUUCAUUUGUUAGUGCUUGUCAAGUUCAAGAAAUUUUAUCUUCAUUUCCAUGCUUGUUACUGUGGUUC
Messenger RNA from Camellia sinensis, 1129 nucleotides. Its product is annotated as ferritin-3, chloroplastic. Gene Ontology annotation, biological process: intracellular iron ion homeostasis; iron ion transport. Gene Ontology annotation, cellular component: cytoplasm. NCBI's taxonomy places the organism in Eukaryota, Viridiplantae, Streptophyta, Magnoliopsida, Ericales, Theaceae. Gene Ontology annotation, molecular function: ferric iron binding; ferrous iron binding. The record is from RefSeq and is a predicted model, not a curated record.